AUGGCUUCAAGUGUGUUGUUGAGUGAACAAAAGCACGAGGAGAGGAAAGAAGGAGAACUUGUGUUUCCAUGUGAGCUUGGAAAUGAGGUUGAGUUGCCCAAAAACUGUGUAUGGUCUAAGGAGUACUUGGUACAAGCCCAAGGUCAGUUAGAAGCACCAAUUGUAGACUUGGGAGGAGUCCUCCGUGGGGAACAAGAAGCCAUCGAUCGAGCUGUUGAACAAAUCAGGGAGGCUUGCUUAGUGCACGGCUUCUUUGUAGUGAUCAAUCAUGGAGUUGAUGAUGAUUUGAUCAAGAAGGCUUAUGAGCGUACAGAUGCUUACUUUAAGCAACCGAUUGAUGCAAAACUAAAGGCCUAUAAACCUAAGGGUUCCUUAUCAGGCUAUUCUGGUGCUCAUUCUGAACGUUUUUCUUCUAACCUAACUUGGAAGGAGACCCUCACUUUCCUGCUACCUCAUGAUAAUCCACAACCUGCUGUUAGAGACUACUUUGUCUCCACUUUAGGCCAAGACUUUUAUGAAACUGGGGAUGUCUUCCAAAAGUACUGUGAAGCAAUGAAGGAGUUAGGAAUGAAGAUGAUGGAUUUGCUAUCAAUAAGCUUAGGGUUAGAUCAGAUGUAUCUGAGGGACUUUUUCUCAGAUGGAUGCUCCUUGAUGAGAUGCAACUACUACCCUUUUUGCCAAGCUCCUGCUGAAGUCCUAGGCACAGGACCACAUCGUGACCCAACCUCACUCACUAUACUUCACCAAGAUCAUGUUGGAGGACUCGAAGUUUUCUCAGGCGACAAAUGGUUUACUAUUGAACCUCUUCCUAAUUCCUUUGUCAUCAACAUUGGUGAUACCUUCAUGGCAUUAACAAAUGGGAGGUACAAGAGCAGUCGACACAGGGCUGUAGUGAACAACCAGUGUGAUAGGAGGUCCUUGGCAUUCUUUAUGAACCCUAAAGGAGAUAAGGUGGUUCAACCUCCUUCAAAUAUUUUGAGCUUAGAUGGGACAAGGAAUUAUCCUAACUUCACUUGGUCUGAAUUAGCCCAUUUUACACAGUGGCACUACAGAGCUGACGAAUUUACCUUUCCAAACUUUCUCAAGUUUCGUUCCGCCAAGUCUCAAUCUGUUUCUACUUAA
Molecule: messenger RNA, 1122 nt
Organism: Neltuma alba
Lineage: Eukaryota; Viridiplantae; Streptophyta; Magnoliopsida; Fabales; Fabaceae
Product: gibberellin 20 oxidase 2-like
Exons: 3
Coding region: 1-1122 (373 amino acids)
Source: RefSeq, a predicted model, not a curated record